GGUGUAACAUUGCGUAUCAUAAGAUUGAUAUUACUCCAUUUUCGGACAUUACAACAUUUCAUCUCUAUAAAAUAUCGAUACCCCUUGGAUUUUUCUCUCUUAACCAUCAAUAAAAAUAAGAGCAAAACUUCCAAAUCUCCUUGCUGCUGUUCGAGAGAAAGAAAAGUUGUUCGUAGCCAAACUAUCUCCCAACACAACUAUUAUCCCGUAAAACUAGAAAAGGUGUAUCAGAGAGCAAAUUAAACAGGAGAGAAGAUGGGUGUUCAAAGAAAAAACUCCCCUUUAAUAUCUUCAAAGAAGAAAUCUCCUACUCUUGAGGAGCUUUUCUCACUUGAUUCCAGAAGUAAUGGUUUUGUCAGCAACCUUUCAAGCCCCAUCAAUGGCCGGCAGAGUAAAACCAAUUCUGAAUAUGACGAAAUCCUCUCUUCAAUCUCUUACUGCAGCUUCGUCUUCACGUUCGCUGAUUCUUCAGAGUCUCCCUCUCGACAAGAUCUCAAAAGGGUCAAACUAACCAAGCUCUUAUCUUUCAUAAAGUAUCCAAACAAGUCUCUGAACGAUGAGGUUUUAUCAUCUCUCAUGUCCAUGUUAUCAGUCAAUCUUUUCAGACCACUUCCUCCACCUUCAAAUCCCUCCAUAAUCUCCUACUUGCCGGACGAUGAAGAACUCAUCUCUGCUCCCUUACCCGUUUGGCCACACCUACAAAUCGUCUACGAUAUUCUCCUUAGACUCGCCAUCAACUUAGAUCCCAAUCUACUCUGCAACUACAUUGAUCAUUCCUUCAUCAUCAAUCUCCUCUCUCUGUUUCAAUCCGAAGAUCCAAGAGAGCGGGAGAGCUUGAAGAAUGUGUUCCACAGCAUAUACUCGAGGUUCACCUUCUACCGUUCGUUCAUGAGAAAAGCAAUGAACGAUGUGUUCUUGUACUAUAUUUUUGUAACAGAGAGACAUUAUGGGAUUGGCGAGCUUCUUGAGAUAUGGGGAAGUAUCAUCAAUGGCUUCACUGUGCCGUUAAAGGAAGAACACAAGGUGUUCUUGAUGAGAGUACUGAUUCCUUUACAUAAGACCAGAGGGAUGCAGGUUUAUCACAGGCAACUUUCUUACUGUGUGAACCAGUUUGUGCAGAAGGAGCCCAUGCUUGGUGGAGUUGUGGUUAGGGGGAUUCUGAGAUAUUGGCCCUGUGACUAAUAGUCAGAAGGAGGUUUUGCUUAUGGUGAAUUGGAGGAAAUUGUAGAGAAUCUUGACCCUGAUCAGUAUAGGAAGUUGGCUUUGCCUUUGUGCACCCAGAUAACCAGAUGCUUGAACAGCUGCAACUCACAGGUAGCGGAGCGAGCAUUGUACGUGUGGAACAACGAGCAGUUUGUGAAGAUGGCAUCGACUGCAUUGGACGAGGUGUUUCCAAUGGUUGUAGAAGGCAUGGAGAGGAACUUGAAGGAGCAUUGGAGCAAAAGUGUGAAGCAACUAACAAAAAAUGUGCAAGUAAUGCUUGAAGAAAUGGAUCCAAAUCUUUACUACAAAUGUAUAGAAGAAAUGGAUUCAAGAGAAUCCACUGCACAACGAGAAGAGUCGGAGAGGAAGGAGAGAUGGACAAGAAUAGAAUCCGCAGCAGCAACAAGAGGAAAUAAUCAGUUCUUGUAAGAAAGAAAAUUGAUAAUAGCAGUGUCCUUCAUUGCAGGAACAAUACUGUAAAUUUUCAAAAAAAAAUAUUUUUACAGCACCAGAAUGUUAAUUGUUUUGGAGGGGGAAUAUAAACUAUAUAAUAUAGAAAAGUUAAAAGAAAAACUUGUUGGUAAAUAAUUGUUAUUCAAAGAGGAGAAGAAAGUAGUCCCUAGCCAACCUGGUGAAUGACAUAGACUACAGUUUGCCAACUAAGAAAUAUCAAUCAUGUAUGUUUUGGUCAAUCAUUAUAUUAGAUAUAAUGAAUGUAAAGAUUCCAA
This is a messenger RNA of Carica papaya (papaya), 1931 nucleotides long. RefSeq names its product serine/threonine protein phosphatase 2A 57 kDa regulatory subunit B' beta isoform-like. Gene Ontology annotation, molecular function: protein phosphatase regulator activity. The record is from RefSeq and is a predicted model, not a curated record. Gene Ontology annotation, cellular component: protein phosphatase type 2A complex. Gene Ontology annotation, biological process: signal transduction. Lineage: Eukaryota; Viridiplantae; Streptophyta; Magnoliopsida; Brassicales; Caricaceae.